Molecule: messenger RNA, 861 nt
Organism: Aspergillus tanneri
Lineage: Eukaryota; Fungi; Ascomycota; Eurotiomycetes; Eurotiales; Aspergillaceae
Exons: 2
Coding region: 1-861 (286 amino acids)
Source: RefSeq, a predicted model, not a curated record
AUGGAACAUUCCCCCUCUCCACCAACUUUGGUGCAACCAUCGCCUCCGCAUUCCACCGUCAGCCAGAGGGAUCAUGAUGUCGCCGAUCCGGAGAACAAUGCGACGUCCUCUUUGCCGGAGCGCUUUUCCAGACUGGCAGAUCUAUUAUCGCAGAGUUCCCCCAUGUCACCAGACGACUCCAUGACUCUGCACCAGCAUCUCGAUGCUCUCGAGUCUCUCCUUGACCCUCGUCCAAGCCUGACCCGGGAGAUUGCCAAAUGUCGCCCUCGAAGUUCCCCGCUAGGUGCUACAACACUACCUACUGACUCUCUUCCUCCAAUCGACCCGAUCCAUUCCAUCAACGACCGAUCGCAUUCUCAGCUCACGGCCGUCCUCACCGAGGUGACGACGCUUGGCACCGAAAUAUGCCAUCGCCGCAAAGAAUCAUCGCACAUCUAUGACCUCUUCACUCGCGAACGCCAAGAACUGGCGCGAAGGAUAUUGGACCUGGAACAAGAAGUGGAUGAGUUGAAGGCCGACAUCGCGGAAGGAUCGGCGGAGCGGGAAGCACUGAAAGGCACCGUUCAUGGAUUCGAAAGCUGGAUCCUGAGGGGGCAAAAGCACGAUUGGGCAUCGGCCAAGCGACUCAGUCGAACCUCGCGACAGAAGUGGACAAACAAGGAGACUGAGGACCUCAAUGAGAGCAACAUGGAAUCGCUGCUAGAGGGGAUCACUGCAUGGUUGCGGGGAUGGAAUGAUAUCGAAGAAGGCUUUCAUAACCGAGAAAGAGAACGCAAACUGCGAAGGGAUGAGAGACAAAACAUGCAACCCGGGAUUGCUAGACCUGAGUCGCGGGAACUAGAAGGGUAUCCAAUUGAUUAA